AUGGCGGUCGAAUACAUCCAAGAGAGAAUUGGCUACCAGUUUACCAAGACUGAGUCACUUUUCUUGGCUCUAAAGGCUGCCCAUCGGAGCGACUUGGACGGGUACUCAGACGAUGAUCACUGGUUCAAGAGCAAGAAAAAGCGAGCUCUUGUAUGCAAAGAACUGGGCAUAGACCAGUAUGUAGUUCAGAGUGUUCGACAGCAGCAGUAUCAAGCCCCUUCGACCGAGGUUCUAGCAACUGUUUUGAGCGCCAUAUUUGGCGCCCUUUGGCUCGAUUUGCAUACACAAAACGGCAAUUUCCCGAUCAUCGUGGAACAGACCUAUACGGUACUUCGCCGAAUGAGGACGGCUAUUGCACAUAUGGAAAGCACCGGAACACCCCUGACCCCAGAUCCCCUGACUCCACUCUCAAUCACCGUCGAGAUAAAACCCCCGCCUUCUCGACUGAUCAACGACAUACAAGAGAGCAGAUUUAUGCAAGAUUCUGGCAUGAUCAUGCCCAACGCAACGCCGCAUCAGGUUCAAGCUCACUCGGCGUACGAGCAGCUCCAAUCACACGAUAAUGCGCCUAUCAAUUUCGUAACUGAUUUUGGUUUUUUCGACUUCGACUCAGGCGUCAUUGGAGACAUAUGGGAUUGUAUAGGCCUCCCUAACAUGGAAGAAGUCGCUGGUGCCCAAGAGACCGGUCCUCGAGUUGCGAACGAAGAAGUAGAGGCUGCAAAGCAAGGCUCUAUCGACAAUAACGUCAACACACAGCCAAUCACUAAAGGCAGAAAGAGGAAAGAUCGCAGCGAGCAAGAUGACAAAUACGAAGAGACCACGCUGCACGAACGUCUCAUGCAAGAAGAGCUAGAGAAGUCAAAACAUUGCCCCUCUCAUCAUUCCAGCGACCUGGUAAUUCUUCUCGACAAUGCUGAAAUCGAAAAAAUCGACCCAGAAGCCCCCGGGCAUGUAGCGCGAUUACGGCUGCUCUAUUUGACUAUCGGCAGUUGCCAGUCACUGAUCGGCUUCAAAGAGAUACUUGACACAGCGCGAAAUCUACCAAGUACGCAUUCCAAUCCUCCUGGAUCCAACAUUGGUCCUCAGGAGCGAUACGCAGAGAUCUGUCGACUUGGAAAACAGGAAGCUCUGUGUGUCCUCCUGAAGCGGUAUCAUAUCGUUCAGCUAUUCAAGACGACUCAAGCUGGUCUUUUGCAGGACAGCGGGCUCAUUGUGGAGACACCGUCAACGCGCUUGUCAGGGCAACGAGCCAUGCCGGGCAACCCUUUUAACAGGGCUCAAGCCAACCUGACCGAAGAAGUGUUAGCGACGAUACUGCCUGGACUGCCAAACGGAUCGCCAAUUUAUCAGAAAAUUCGCAAACAUGUCUCACACUUACGGAGGCUAGCUAACAUAUUGACGAUUUGGACGGAUGCGUACGGCUUUGGAGUUCUUGCAUUACUCACACCGGGCCCUAUUCAACCUGAUUUCCAUGUCACCGAUUACAUGCAAGUAUUGAGUGUUAACCUGGAAAUCAAAUGA
This is a messenger RNA of Didymosphaeria variabile, 1521 nucleotides long. RefSeq lists its product as uncharacterized. NCBI's taxonomy places the organism in Eukaryota, Fungi, Ascomycota, Dothideomycetes, Pleosporales, Didymosphaeriaceae. Bases 1 to 1521 code for a protein of 506 amino acids. Gene Ontology annotation, biological process: RNA processing. The record is from RefSeq and is a predicted model, not a curated record. Gene Ontology annotation, molecular function: ribonuclease III activity. The transcript has 3 exons.